GCUGUCACCAGCUGCCCACUUCUUCAGCGCGCGCUGCUUUCCAACACCAUCAGCAUGCGCUGCAGAUAAUUAUUCUAUCGAGUCAGUAAUCAUGCUCACGACUAGAAGAAUUGGCAUGAUGGCCACUCGGCCUCUGGCUCGCCCUGGCCAGACGUUGUGGCGAUACACAGCGCUUGUGCCCCAGACGCGGCGGGCGUGGGAGAGCACGAUUCCCACAACAUCAGCUAUCAGUCACGGCGAGAGCACACCGGUGGAAACAAUUACAGAAGAAAAGGCAACAGGACACUUCGAAGUCAAAUCCAACGAGUCCGUUCUCUUUUUCAGCAAUAUCUUCCCUCUUAAAGUCAGCAACUUUCUUGUCCGACCGUCGGAGACCGAUAAAGAACUCUCCGAUCUCAUGGGCCGCUUCAACAGCUCGCGACUCGGUAUCAUGGACCCGAUUCGCAUGGUGCGAGAAGCUAUACCUGCCGAUAUGCCUAUCAAGGUGACAGAGAUCUUGCCAAGACUUAAGGAUGGUGGUGCAUUCGUCAAAUUCCGAUACCCUGCCGACAUAGAUCCUCUAGAAAUCGAGACCAACCUGAUCAACCGACUGAAAGAGAACCCGGUGAAGCCAUGGUUCCACCUGUUUCGCGGCAUCCAGGCCCGACUUGUUCGAGGAACACCAUGGCUGGAAGAUCUCUACCGAUUCCCAGCCAGCAUUAUCAAAGUCGAGUUUGUCGCUACUGAGGCCGGAGGCCCUCCAGAGCAGCUAUCCGAAGAAGUCCUGUACAGCCUGUUUCGACGAUAUGGCAAGAUUGCCGAUAUUCUUCCACAGCCGGCCGAUUCCAAGGAUAUGCCAAAAUAUGCACAGAUUGCCUUCCCGUUGACGCGCGAUGCAAUCAUGGCACGCAACUGUAUGCACGGUUACAUUGUCAGCGAGGAAAAGGGCGGAGGUAAAGCAGGCACUGUUCUUCGCCUCUCCUACGUGCAGCGCCUCAAAGGCCACAAUAUCUGGAACUGGCUCACUAGUCACCCGCGUAUUGUUAUUCCAAUCCUGGCUGCGUUACUUGCCGGCUUUUCUGUCCUCAUUUUCGACCCUAUUCGCCAGUUCUUCGUCAAAUUACAUGUCCACCACUCUCUAAACUUUUCGGAAUCCAGAAUAUACAAGUGGUUCCAGUCGCACCGCCAGAGCUUCACAUUUGGUGCCAGGAGGGAAUCGGCAGACAACCUCAACAACGCUUGGAACCAUCGUAAAGAAGUCAUUACUCAGCUUGAAGAAUGGGUGGGUGAGACUUCAGACAACUUCAUCGUCGUCACUGGCCCGAAGGGUACUGGCAAGGUAGAACUUGUCAUGGAGAAGGCUUUAGAUGGCAGAAGGGACGUCCUUCUAUUCGAUUGCAAACCCAUAGUAGAAGCCAGAGGAGAGACUGCUACCAUUAAGCGUCUCGCUACAACCGUCGGCUACAGGCCACUCUUCUCCUGGGCCAACAGCAUCAGCAGCUUGGUCGAUUUAGCGGUGCAGAGCACUACUGGCGUUAAGGCAGGCUUCUCCGAAACUCUUGAAUCGCAGCUCAACAAGAUUCUGUACACAACUGCCAGCGCACUGAAAGAUGUUGGUCUCUGCGAAAGAUCCAAAAAGGACAAGGACGCCAGUCUUUCCGAUGAUGCAUACCUAGAAGCUCACCCCGAGUGCCGACCUGUUGUUGUUAUUGAUAACUUCCUCCAUAAGAGCGAAGAGCAAACGAUUGUUUACGAAAAGAUUGCCGAGUGGGCUGCUUCGCUUGUGCAGAACAAUGCUGCCCAGGUCAUCUUCAUCACCAGCGAGUCGACCUACUCCAAGGCGCUUUCCAAGGCGCUACCUGACCGAGUCUUCCGCAGCGUGUCCCUUGGAGAUCUCGACCCGGAGGUAGCCAUGGCAUUUGUCAAGGGACGCAUCGACAACGAUACUCCUAGCAAUUCUGACAAGGAUGACGGCAAACCCGCUCCCCAAAUCACCCUUCGCGGCCUGGACACAGCCAUUGAGACUGUCGGCGGUCGCUUGAUGGAUCUAGAGUCUCUCGCACGUCGCAUCAAGGCCGGUCAAUCGCCACGACAGGCAACUGAUGAGAUUGUCGGCGAAUGCGCCACCGACAUCGUCAAGAUGUUCUUGAUGGGUAAGAAUGGCGAUGGUCCUGAAAAGAAAUGGUCCACCGAACAAGUGUGGCACUUGAUCAAGGGACUUGCCAAGGAGCCGUCGCUACGAUAUAACCAAGUUCUUUUGUCUUCGACGUUUGCAUCAUCCAUUUCAUCCGCUGGUGCCAACGCUGAGGCUGCCAUCGAAUACCUUGCUGCCAGUGAUCUUAUUUCCGUCAAGUUCUCUCGGGGACACCCAACUGUCAUCACAGCUGGCAAGCCCGUCCAGCAGGCUGCCUUUGGUCUUCUUAUGCGCGAUAGAGUGCUGAGCGCCAAGAUGGACCUGCUUCUACUGAACGAACUUGCCAAGAUUGAGGCUAAGACUAUUGACAAGGCGGAAACAGAAUUAUCGCUAUUGGGUAGCCUGCCGCGCCAGACAAGUGAGACUGCAGGCAGAAUUCAGUAUCUCCUCACCAAACUGGAUGCGUCGCAGAAGAAGAUUAUUCUAUUUGAGAAGGAUAUCGCGGAGCGCAAGAAGAUUUUGGCUGAAGAAUCGUAACCACUGUUAGGUGUUUGACUCUUAUAUUUUAUACCAGCGAUACUCCCCAUUCGCCCUUUACUUAGUAAAUAUACGACUCCUCUGUUUUAAUAGUCACUCAU
Molecule: messenger RNA, 2751 nt
Organism: [Torrubiella] hemipterigena
Lineage: Eukaryota; Fungi; Ascomycota; Sordariomycetes; Hypocreales; Clavicipitaceae
Source: the annotation of a GenBank genome assembly